Messenger RNA from Trichoplax adhaerens, 14850 nucleotides. RefSeq lists its product as uncharacterized. Gene Ontology annotation, biological process: calcium ion transmembrane transport; intracellular calcium ion homeostasis. The transcript has 40 exons. The record is from RefSeq and is a predicted model, not a curated record. NCBI's taxonomy places the organism in Eukaryota, Metazoa, Placozoa, Uniplacotomia, Trichoplacea, Trichoplacidae. Gene Ontology annotation, molecular function: calcium ion binding; protein binding; ryanodine-sensitive calcium-release channel activity. Bases 1 to 14850 code for a protein of 4949 amino acids. Gene Ontology annotation, cellular component: sarcolemma; calcium channel complex; smooth endoplasmic reticulum.
AUGGAAUCAGUUUUAUUUUACUUGCUUGAGAUAGAAGAUUCUAUUACUUUAUCAUGCAAUCUUGCAAAUAAAUAUGAUAGUAUACAACAAUGUCGCGCCAUAUUAGCUGCGGUUGGUUUUGGAAGUAGACUAUGCCAUCUAGAACAUUGGAUUAAUACGGAACGAUUACCAAAUAUGUCCCUAUGUGUAUUUAUCUUGGAACAAGCUAUGUCGGUUAGAGCAUUACAAGAAAGGGUCGUGGCUACUACCUCCGUUACUGGUAGUGGUAGCCAAGCUGGUAGGAGAACACUAUUAUAUGGUCAUGCAGUACUGCUACGCCAUACGAGUAGUAGAAAGUAUCUAUCUUGUUUGUCAUCAUGUUCGACUUCAGACAAAUUAGCUUUUGAUGUUGGUUUGGAACAGCAUUCUCAAGAUGAAUCAUGCUGGUGGACCAUCCACCCGGCGUCACAUCAUCGAUCCGAAGGAGAAAAAGUUCGACUUGGUGAUAACGUUAUUUUCGUUAAUGUAUAUUCCGAACGCUAUUUGUAUGUAUCGACAUCAUCCAAUGAUUUAACCGUACAAGCAUCAUUUCAACAAACUGUAUGGAUUGUAAAUCCUGUCAUGAGUGGUUGGGCGUUAACAAAAAGCCGAGGCUACUUGAACGGUGGCGAUGUCAUGCGCUUUAUACGCGGCGGUGAUGAAUAUUUAUCGAUACCUGAUGAUUAUAAGUGCGGCUCGGAAGAACAGCAUUGGUGGAGCAGCGCAUUUAUCCGAUGGGGACAACCAUUUCGAUUGCGUAACGUUAUAUCAGGCCAAUACAUCGGUAUGUCAGAUGAUAAGAAGCAUUUAUGUCUACUAACAUCUGAGGCAGCGAAAUCCGAAGAUUCAGCAUUAUUUUGUCUGCAACCUUCUCAGGAUAAUAUUUGUAUUUGGGACGAAAAAGAUGAAAUAAACCAAGGGAUGGGAAUACCAGAAAUAAAGUUUGGAGAUUCUCUUGUAUUCCUUAGACAUUAUAAAACCGGUUUAUGGGUCGGUCCUCAGACAACCCAUGGUCAGCGAAAGCAAGUUAUUAAAGAGCCAUUUCCUUUUAAUAUUAUCGCUAAUAAAAAAUCAUCCGACAUUAAGGUCCACCUCUUAGUCGAAGGACAUAUGGACAGUGCUCUCUCUGUGACUAGGGGGGAAACUGAAGAAAUUCGCACUGCUCACAUAAUCAAAGUUUGUUCUGAGCUUCUAUAUCAAUUUUUAAGUUCCUUAGGUACUGGUAAUUCCGAUGAUAAUAAUGAGUUAACAAUCAAACAUGAGACAGAGGAUGUUGAUCUCAAAGCUCUAGAAUAUAUAGUUUUUAUACUGAACGAUCUUCUUGGUUACUUUGCAUGGCAAAAAGAAAAUUUAGCUCAUGAAGUGAAGCAAAAACACAGGGUCGCAUUAAAAAAGCGCCAAGAAUUAUUUCAAAACGAGGGUGUUAUUUCCCUGGUUCUUGAUGUUAUUGGAAAAAUUUGUCGAGAUGGCGAUUCAAAGAUAACUUUUCAAGACGUUCAAAAUGACUCUAUGUGGUUCAAAAUUCACGAUCUAUUAUUUAAAUUAUUAGCUGCAAUGAUACGUGAGAACCAUACCAAUUGUACUAAAUUGGUAGAGGCCAUAUCAUUAGAUUGGCUACUGAAAAGGCUAGAAAGAGAACAUUACAUUGAUGGACUUUUACAAGUACUUUUAUGUAUUCUAACGGAAAGUUCGCAAUCAUUAAGUAGUGUGAAAGAGCAACAUAUAAAAUGUAUGAUCAAUCUAUUGGAUAAACACGGUCGCGAUAAUAGGAUUCUAGAUAUGCUAUCGAGGAUAUGCGUAUGUAAUGGCGUUGCUGUUCGUGCAAAUCAAAAUCUUAUUUGUGACAAUCUACUACCAAAGCAGAAGUUACUACUUCAAACAAAAUUAGUAGAUCAAAUAACUAGUGUAACUGCAAAUAUUUAUGUUGGCUUAUUCAAUGGUUCUGCCCAACAUUCUAAGUGGUAUUUUGAAGUUGCUGUUGACCAUGUUGAACCUCCAUCCCAAGAUUCGGUAUUAUGUGUUGCUAAUAAAGCUGCAUCUCCUAUCAGUCACUUACGAAUUGGUUGGAGAAAUAUUAAGGAAGUACAUCAUGCUGAAGCCGGUGAAAAUUGGAGUGGUGCUGGUAUAGGGGAUAGUAUAUUUUCAUAUGGUUUUGAUGGCGUCAACUUGUGGACGAACGGUCGAUAUCUAUCAGUUAAAAAUAAGCCGGUUUCCAAGGCUAAGCGUACAAUGAAGAAAAGUGGAAGUAUGUUUUGCUUCAUUGGCCAGGAAAAGUUAGGAUUGAAUCAUUCACUGAAUAUUGCUAAAGAUGACCUUGACGAUUCAAUGGAAAGCUCUAGUGUGGCAGAUUUUGACAGUGAAGAUAACUCUUACAAUGAUGUAGAUAACGAAUUGAACCAAUCUAUUCAAGAAGACAAAUUAAAUGAAGAAGCAGCGAAAACAGCACCUCACCAGUUUCGAAAUGGCGACGUUAUCGGAUGUUAUUUAGAUUUAGGCAAGCAGUCAAUGACUUUCAGCAUAAACGGGAAAUUGAUAACUGGUGAAUUUAGAGAUAUUUCUAUAGACAAACAACUUUUCUCGCCAGCUAUAAGUAUGUCCUCCACUGUUCGAUGCCGAUUACUGUUAGGAGGUGAUUACGGGGAAUUUAAUUAUAACUCAAGGCACUAUGCUCCCAUUUAUGAAGGCUUAGACUAUGGAGAAUCGGUUAGAGUACAAGAAUCUAUGGUUCUUGGCAACCCUUACCGCUAUGAAAUCAUCGGUCCGACAGCACAAACUGAACAUAGUGUAUUUAUUCCAGCUCCUAUCGAUACUACGGACGUAUCCUUACCCACUUAUUUAAACGAUCUUCGCGAUAAAUUAGCUAUUAACAUGCACGAUAUCUGGGCUAGAAAUAAAAUAGACGCUGGAUGGAAGUUUGGAAGGGACAGAAGUGAUACAUUGAAAGUGCAUCCUUGUUUGAGACCUUUUACUGAAUUAUCACAAGAAGAAAAAGAAUAUGACAUUAAAAUGGCUAUGGAAACGUUAAAAUCGUUGGUUGCAUUAGGCUAUGUUAUAAACGUUGUUGGAGAAGGUAAAAAUGUUACUAAAUAUCAACAUUUACCUGAUAGCAAAUACCUUUUAUCUAAUGGAUAUAAGCCCCACCCGUUAGACCUAGCUCAAAAGGAAAUUUUAAACGACCAUUUAGAAAAGGUAGUUGAAAUUUUAGCUAAAAAUGCUCAUGAAGUAUGGGCAAAAGAUCGUAUCCAACAGGGUUGGUCAUACGGACUUUCUAAAGAUGGAGAUAGAAAAAGAAAUCCUAUGUUAAUACCAUACGAAAAGCUUGAUGAACAGUCUAUGAAAUCUAAUCGCGAUACUGCCCGUGAAACUAUUAGAACCAUUAUUGGAUUUGGAUGUACCAUUGAUUCGCCUGCAGUCGAUCUGAAUGUUGAUUCAGCUAAAAGCUUGUCACGUCAAGUUACAGAUAGAGCCCAAAACGGCAGCAUGAGGACCUUUCGUGUUGAAAAGAUGUAUGCUGUUCGUAGAGGCAAAUGGUACUACGAAUUUCACGUUAAUAGUCCUGGUAUGAUGAGAGUUGGAUGGUGCUCUGAGUUCUUUGAAGCCGGAAAAGAAGUUGGUGGUAGUAGUAACUCAUAUAGUUAUGACGGAUUCUUAGCUCGAAAGUGGAAUCACGGUUCAGAAAGUUUUGGAAAGACUUGGAAUAAAGGUGAUAUCGUCGGAUGCUUGCUUGAUUUAGAUACUGGUAAAAUUAGCUUUACGUUGAAUGGUGAACUUUUGCAAGAUGGAAUGUCCUCAUACGCUUUUGAAGACAUCGAUGUUACCGUUGGAUAUCUACCUGCAUGUAGCUUGGCUGUUGGUCAAAGUGGUAGAAUUAAUUUUGGUCAUGAUCCAACUUCAUUUAAAUACUUCAACAUAUUUGGCUAUCAAGAGAACUAUGAUCCAUUUGGAAUUGUUACAUCUGAUAGUAUUCCGUUAUGGUUUGCUAGCGGUAUUGCUACAUUCGAAACAAUCAACGAUACUCACCCUACUGUUAAAGUUACUGAAUGGUUAAUGCAUACCCGAGAUCAUCCAACAUUGCGAGUUAAUAGUAAACCCUUGCGAAACUCCUCAGAUCAAAGUCAUAAGAAGUUCGAUUUAUUGCGCCUGAAUUAUCCAGUUAAUUUUACUGUACCAAUGGUCUCCAGUUCCCGUAGGAAAAAAUCCAAAUUUUUAGGAAAAUAUUGCUUUACAUUGCGUAUUUUUAAAGCACAAGAUCCGUACGAAAUAUAUGUAGGUUGGAUAUCAUCUAAACUACAUAACUACGGCAAUAGCUUUGGAGAUUAUUCUUCGAGAAAAGCGACUAUGAAGGGUUGGAAAAAACAAUCGGACAACUCGGAUGAUCAGCUAUCCUCGACUAAUACUGCUACCCAAGUGCAAAAACUGCACAAUGCCCUUCCAUCCUACUGGAGUGAUACAACUCGUGAGUGCUAUAUGGCCCGUGUUUCUGAUUUGAUUGCAGAGAGAGGGAAACGAAAGAUAAGUUCAGCCGUGUUAGGUGAUAUUUUAAUUGAUUGUUACGCCAAUGUUAAUACGGGUAAACUUGAUUUCGCAUUCAAUGGAUCUACCUGCCAAUUUACUCAUUUCGACGUUGAGGAAGGAGCCAAACUUUAUCCUGCAAUCUAUGUUCGUACUCCUAAUAAUGAUAAAAAUCUUUUUCAAAUUGAAUUUAGAAUUUCCAAAGACUGCCUUCCUGUAUGUUUUACUUCUAAUUCACAUAAAUUAUCACAAAAAAGCGAUGCUACUCAUCUAAUUAAGCGACCGGUAUUACAAGCUCUAAAAGCAAAUACUUGGUGUAGAAUGCAAACAAGCUCGCUAGUAACAGUCGAGAAAGCUUUGCGUCAUGGAUAUGAAAUUGAACGCGAAGAUCCAUCCUACAGUGUCAUGAUUAAUAUACCCGAGGAAAAUCGUUGUAUAAAUCUACAAGAAUUAAUUGAAAAAGAAAAGUUAAUGUAUUUUCACACCCACACACUAAAAUUAUACAGUGCCUUGUGUUCUCAUGGUAAUAUUUACGUUGCUGACAAAAUUCGUUACUACGUCGAUGAAUGGCAGUUGAUGUAUUGUAUUCAAUGUUUUGAUCUGCCUGAUGUUGUACGCGUUGGUUACUAUGAUUUAUUAGUAUCAUUACACUUAGAAGAACAUGCUAAAGCUAGAUUAUUAACUAGAGGAGAAUACAUCUUACCUCUUAAAGUGGAAAAAGCAACACCAAUAUCUUUUACGUCCAGUAAAAGUGAUAAUACAACAGUAAGUAACGGCUCUUAUUCCUUAUCCGCAGCUCCCCUACCCGGCACGGUUUUAAGCCCACAUAGGAAAUCUGGUCUUACGCACGAUGUUUCGUGCACAAUUGAAGGCGCACAAGCGCAGUCUUAUUCUAUUCAGCAUACUUCGUUAGAUAAACCUCUUUUUCCUUUAACACCACUUAAAAAGCAUGUCUUUAGAACUUUACAAUAUCAUAUGCAAGCCAUUAAUCGUAGUCGUAAAGAAACUCAUCGUGAAAGUCGUAGUCUAUUAUUGGUACCGUUACUCAAAGUCGCUGAUUGUUUGUUAGUUAUGGGAGUACUAGAUGAAAGCGACAUGGAGCUAUUGUUGUUACUCCUAGAUCCGCAAAAUUUCGGAUCGAAGAUGACUGUCUCUCAGGCAACCCUUGAAGUAGGGUUAUUAAGAAUGACUGACUUGGAUGAACCCGUUAAAUUGGAAUUAUGUCAGUUAUUGGAUCAUUUAUGUGAUUGCCAGCUACGUUAUAGAGUUGAAUCUUUGGUUGCAUACACUUCUAAUUUCGUCGAUGCUCUGCAAAAGGAGCAAAGACGUAGGCACAACGAAAUUAGAAAUAGUCAAUAUCCUGUUGCGGUAACUGCUAGAAAAACAAGAGAAUUUCGUAUUCCACCACGAACUCAACUUUUGAUGUUAUUGUCAUUUAAGACGCGUGAAACAGCGGAAAGUAAUCCUUGUAGUAAAGAUUUACAAGUCUCGUUAAGAAGCUAUCAUAAAGACGUUCUGAAACAUUGUGGUAAAGGAAAUGGAAUCAUUAAGACUACAGAAAGUGUCGCUGUAAUAGAUAGAUUAAAGAAAUCGUUAUGGUCUAGUAGCAAAUCGACUAAAAAUUUACAACUGACUAAUGCAAAUAGAGCGACAUUGCAAGAAAUUCUAGCUGAAGUCUUAAUAGCUUGGGGUAAACAAAGUAUUACAGAUGUUGCUUUGAUUAAAGCUAUAUUCCGUUUAUGGUUCAGAUUACAUGAUGGUAUGGCAGAACUUGCUGAAGCUAUUACAAAGACCUACACUAUCAAUGAUGUUGGAGGUGAUAAUGUAACAAAUCUUCUGAAAGCAUUAGGUUCAGUUAGGUCGCUCUUAACGGUCAGGAUGGGCGCGACUGAAGAGAUGCAAAUGACUAAUGGAUUGAAAGAACUAAUGAACAAUACGAUUUUCUUUCAGCAUCCUGAUUUAAUGCGUGUUUUAGGGGUACAUAAAACAGUUAUGGAGGUUAUGGUCAACGUUUUAGGUAAGGAAGUCGAAAAACAAAAAGGUUCGCAAUUUCAAUCUUGGGCAGGUGCUACUAUGGACCUUUCAGCAUCAACUUCUCCAAAACCAGAUGGACAAAGUGAGAUAACUAGAAAAUGCCUCUCUCCGGUUAUGGUAGCUGCAUGUUGUAAAUUUUUAUGCUUUUUUUGUCGUACCAGUCAACAAAAUCAGCGUGCUAUGUUCGAACAUAUGACUUAUUUAUUAUCUCACAGUGAUACCAGUGUUACAUGCACAAGCAUGGUAGGUGCAACACCUUUGGAUGUUGCCGCUGCAGCUAUGAAAGAUAAUUUAGAGCUUGUAUUGGCACUUCGUAAACAUCAUUUAGAGCGUGUAGUAUCGCUUUUAGCACUUACUGCUCCGAGUACAAAAAUACAGUCAAUAUCAGAUGCAGUUGAUAUGCUCACCUCUGGAUCUACGAAAGCGAGGUCGUCGUCGUUACUGAAUCGUUCCAAUACUUGGAGUAAUCGGAUGCUAAGAGCUAGACGAAAUAGAAUUAUUAGUAAGCUAGAAAUGAUGUUUGACGCAGGUUGGGAGCCUAAGGAAGGCGAAAGGUACCUUGAUUUUCUUCGUCAUGCCAUUUGGGUGGACAAUGAGUCUGUAGAAGAAAAUGCAUCAUUAGUUGUGCGCUUACUAAUACGACGACCUGAAUGCUUGGGUCCUGCUCUGGGUAGUGAAGGAAUGGGUAUCUGUCAAGCAUUCAGAGAAGCUAUUUCGUUGUCUCUUAGCACUGACGAUUCCGCUACAGUCAAUGGUAAAUCACGUUCAGAAGUUGGAACUCAAACUUUAUCGUUUUACUCUAAUCUGAUAGAUUUAGCUGCCAAAUGUUCAUCCGCUAAUCCUAUCGACUCGUAUGUGCCUUCUGAUAUACGUGUUAAAGCCAUUGCUGGUACGGACCAUAGAAAGGUGGCUCUUAAAACUCGAGAUCGAAUUAAAGCUAUACUUCAAAGUCUUAUUCCUUUACGUGAAAUCAUUGGCGUUCUCAGUUUGGAAUUUUCAUUGCCUGUGCCAAAUAAAGAUAAAAAUUGUAUGGAAUUGGAAACAAGAGGCUUGAUACCAUCACAUAAAAUCGCGAUGGUAACAUUUCUAGAUCGUGUUUAUGGUGUUGACAGUCAAGAGGUUCUAUUACGUUUGCUUAAUUAUGCAUUUUUACCUGAUUUAACUAAUUCAAUAAGUUUGGAUGAAGUUCCUUUAUCGACAGAAAUGAUAUCAGCUAUUAAUCGAUACAUAAGUGGUAGUGUUAUGCGUUUACUAACUAAUCACGCCCAUUUAUUCAAUGGUGCUGAUAGCCAGCCAGAAUUAAUGGCUAAGACUAUUGACGUGUGUUAUCGUUUAUCAAAAUGUUCAUUCUUAAAUGCCGCUGGUCAAGAUAGUGUCAAUGGAUUUCUACUUGCUUUUACAUGUGAAUUAAAGCCUAGUCUAAUGAUUAAAUCAUUGAGAAUAUUAGCGCACGAUAUGCCGGUUUUAAUCGAGGAAAAUUCUGUAGGUUUAUCUAUACUUGCUAGCCAUUUUGAGCGUUGCGGUAAAUACUAUAAUUCAUCCGGUGGUUGGUGUACCCUGGGUACCGCUUCAGCAGAAGAAAAAACGUUAACUAUGGUAUUGUUUACACAACUCUUAGGAGCAUUGUCAAAAGGCAGUUAUUCGAAAAAAUUAUUUUCUUGUGCUUUAUCAUGCUUGUUUAGUAGUGCAUGUUCACUAUCACCGGAUUACGUCCUUUCUCAACCAGGACAAACCAUUUCUCCGGCCGCAUCUUUACAUCGUAGCCUUAGUACCGACUUUGAGGAUAUUUAUAUACCGCAACCUGUUAAUACGGUUAAUGUAAUUUUAACAGAUGAAUUAAAACACUUAAUCCAUUCGUACGCAUGCAAUAAGCACGACAUUUGGGCACAUAAACAAUUUACGGAAGGUUGGUCCUUUGGUUUCGAAUCCGAUGAAUAUGAUAAAAAAGAUAGUUUACUCCUUCCAUAUAACUUGUUAAGUCAAAAGGACAAAUAUCAUUUAAAUAAAUAUAUGAAUGAUUGCCUCAGAACAAUUUUGGCCUCAGGCUGGAGUAUAACAAGUCAUGGAGAUAUCACGAAAGAAGAAUUAAUCCCUUACAGAAAGAGUGCCGUCAAUACAAAUGUAUCGCAAUCGCCACAUGGUUAUUGUCCAGCGCCACUUGACGUCUCUAGUAUCGAAUUAAGUGCUGAAACUGAAAAUAUAGCUGCAUUUUUAGCUGAUAAUGCCCAUCAAUUGAAACAAUUUGAGGCCUUAGAAGCAUCUGGCAAAGGAGCAGUUAUACUGAUACCUUAUCAUAUAUUACCUGAUGAAGAUAAAGAGCGAUACCUAAGCCAAACUCGAGACUUUCUUCGCUACAUGAAAUUAUUCAAAUUUGAAUGUACUCGUGCAGAUCGGUGUACAUCUAUAUUUGGUGAUACAUUAACUCAAUACUUUACAACGGAAAAGAGAUUUGCAUUUUGCCUACUACAAAGUAUCAUCGGUUAUACUAGACCUAUAGAAUAUGAACUAAAGCAGCGUAAAAGCCCAACCGAUCCAGUAGCUAACACCGACUUUUAUGCUAAAGUAUGCAUACCACUUGUACAGCAUUACUUUGAAAUACAUCAGUCGUAUUUUAUUGCCACAGAAAAUCAACAGCAGACUGUCUACGGUGCAGCAACUGCUAGAGAGAAAAAAAUGGUAGCAACAUUGUUUUAUAAAUUAGCCAUGAUUGCUAGAAAUGAUUGCAAUUUAUUCGGUUCUCCAGCAAUCGUAGUUGAUUGUAUUCAAGUUAUAGUAACCGUUCUAGACAUUGGAGCAUUAAUAUUUCAUGGGUUUCAAGAUUCAGUAUCUAAUCUGCAGAAAUUACUAUUGACAGCUGCAGAAGAUUUAAAUAAUGUGGUAAUAUCUUAUGAAUCAAAGCUUAUGCGAUAUAUUUUUGACGUACUUCUACCUAUUUUGUGUUCAUUAUUUCGACAAAUAUUUAAAUACGAUGUGAAUGGAAUUUUUUCUUACGACAAGGUGAAAACUGCAUGUUUCGGCAUAAUUAAUAGUUUAUAUCGACUUGGUUGUAAUGACAAGAUACGAGAUCAGAAACAUUUAGCUGAUAUUGGAAAUUGCCUGAAUUUAAUAUCGGCUUCAUUUACUAUGCCAUUCUUAGAAUUGAAUCAUACCACUGUUAAUUUAUCCUUAUUUGUUAGACCGAUUUCAUCAGACCCUUUCGAUAUAGACGUUUUAGCUGCUGAAAGCAAACAUUUAUCACACCACUAUAAUGAUAUUAACAUUGGUACAAAUCAUGGUGGUAACUUAGCAAAGUCAAGCAACGAGCAAUCCCAUAAUGACAAUAUAAGACUGUCGUUGUCAGAGAGCGAAAUUAGUAAUAGCUACGCAUUACCAACAAUAGACGAGAGCCCAGAAAUUCAAUCUCAUUCUAAUUUACCGCAUUUAAAUGAAUUACUAAAUAUGGUUGAUGAUUACGUUUAUUCGAAUUGUGGAUUCAAAAAAUCGUCUUAUAUUACUGAUGUUAUAUUGCCAAUGUUAUGUAGUUAUAUAUCGCAUUGGAUUUGUAUAAAUGGACGUAACAGAUAUACGAAUUCGACAACCACUACCGAUGAAGGUAGCAAAGUCAACGAGAAUUAUGCUAAUUUCCUGCUAGGUCACAUCCUGCGUAUUAUUAAUACGAAUUUUGUAACACACGAUAUUCCAACGAUAUAUCGUAUAGGUGAUUACGCUUUACCUUUAAUCAAACACUGUUCAGCGUCAUUACUAGAUACCCAUUUCUUGCCAGUAACUAAAAAAUUAACUGAUUUUGCAAUCGAUCUAUAUCGACGCGAAGAUAGAUUAACCAAAGUGGCUGAUUAUGAUGCUCAAGAUGAGGUUGAUGUUAUGGAAGAUUAUAUCAAGUUAGCUCAAAAUGUAAGAACAUUUUAUCCAAUGUUAAUUAAAUUAACAGAUAGGCAUAAGCAAACAUGGAUAACUGGAUGCAAUAAGACUGGUGAAGAAUUGUUUCGAUAUGUUGCUGAUAUGUUCAGUUGUUGGCAUCUGUCUCAAAAUUUUCGUCGUGAAGAGCAAAUAUACAAUUCAAGUACUAUGGGUAAAAGUAAUAGUGAUUUAAUAACUCAACUGAAUGAAAGCGUAUUUCAAACAUUUCAAAAAGUCGGCCGAAGCAGAUUUACAUCUUAUAAUUUAUUUCAAGAGAGCAGUAACGGCAAUCAAAGCAACAGUAGCUUAGUUAUCGUUUGUGUAAGAAAACUGUUAGCUGUUGGUCUUAACUUUAUUAAUUUAGCACAAAGACAAUUAAUGCAUGAAGCUAAGUCAAAAUUAAUACAGAAAGAAACAGACAGCGAUGUGUUGUUUUAUGUAAUAAAUAAGGUGCGUAAGAUGGGAGAUGAAUCAAGAUGGGCUAAGCGGAUUGUAACAUCAUCGGCUGCGUUAAUAUUGGGAUUAUCAUUUGAUGACGUUCAAAAAGAGCUUGCUUUAAAAAUAAUGGAAUAUUCUCGUGUACUGCAUCGGUUACAUAUUGUGGAUAAUCCACAAAAAACAAUCACCAAGUCAUGGAAAAAAAUCUUAUCGCAACAACGCAAACGAGCAAUUAUGAAAUGCUUUACUAGAGUGCCAUUGUAUAAUCUGCCUAAAUAUCGAGCUGUUAAUGUUUUUAUUGAUGUUUAUCGUGAGCUAUGGCUAAGUGGUGAAAAGUGUGAUGGCAACGCUUUAGUUGAGACUUUAACAAGUAUAAAAGUAGAUGAGGACAACCCUUUAGAGUCCGAUCCAUUGUCGCAAUUGGUAUUAACGAUUUGUCGUGAUGCUAGCAAUCACGAAGGUGACUUUAACGCUGAUAGCGAAUUGUAUAAAAUUUACGCCGAUAUCAUGAGUGAGAGUUGUAUCAAAUUCAGUGAAGAGGAUGACGAUGAUGAUGUUGAAGAUGGAUCAGCGUCAACAUUUGAAGAAAGUGAAAGAGCUAAACGACGAUUAGAUCAGCAGCAAAGUAGACUUGCCGAGCGCAAUGCAGCACAAAUGGUAUUAAUACUAUUAACUGAAAGUAAUGGUGUUGUAAGCCCUACUAUACUUAGUAUCUUACGGUUAGGGAUAUCUUUACUUCGAGGUGGUAAUCAAAAUGUACAAGAAAUCAUGUUAAAAUAUUUGCAAUCGACACGAAAUGUCAAUUUCUUUACAAGUUUAGCUAAAUUGACUACAUCUUGUAGUGUUCUCGAUUUGGAUACAUAUGAGCGUAGCGCUAAAGCUGAAAUACUAGGCUUAGGAUUUAGUGAUGUAGCUGCGGGUAGUGCUAUCCAUAAUAUCGAAUUUAUUUGUUCAUUAUUUCGAUUUCUACAAUUAUUGUGCGAGGGUCAUAAUCUGAAAUUUCAAGAUUAUUUGCGAACGCAGGCUGGAAAUACAACUACAGUGAAUAUCAUAGUUUGCACCGUUGAUUAUUUAUUGCGCUUACAAGAAUCUAUUAGUGACUUCUAUUGGCAUUACUCGAGUAAAGAAAUUAUUGAUAUACAAGGAAGAGAAAAUUUUAGUAAAGCUAUUCGUGUAGCCAAACAGGUAUUUCGGACAUUAACUGAAUAUAUACAAGGUCCAUGUGUGGCUAAUCAAUUCACUAUGUCAAAUAGUCGAUUAUGGGAUGCUGUAGGCGGUUUUUGGCAUGUGUUUGCAUGUUUGCAAAUGAAGCUAUCUAAAGAGACUUGCCAUCUAGAAUUAUUGCGCGAAUUGCUAAAAUUGCAUUCUGAGAUGGUGAUCAUGUUAUUGAGUAUGUUAGAAGGUAGUAAUGCUAAUUCGGGCUCAAUUGCUAAACAAUUAAUGGAAACGAUCAUAGAUUCAUCUGAAUACAUCGAAAUGAUAUUAAAAUUUUUCAACAUGUUUUUAAAAUUAAAUGAUUUGGGUAGUUCUAAAUCCUUCAAAGAAUUUGAUAUAGAUGGAGAUGGAUGGAUAUCCCCAAGUGAAUUUCAAAAAGCUAUGGAACAACAUAAAAUUUAUUCAUCAACUGAGAUUGAUUAUUUACUAAAAUGCGCAGAUACCAAUCAUGAUGGCAAAUUAGAUUAUAUGGAAUUUACUGAAAGAUUUCAAAGGCCUGCUCAAGAAAUUGGUUUCAAUCUAGCCGUUUUAAUUGCAAAUCUAACUGACCAUGUUCCUGAUGAUCCAAGGUUAGCCCACCUGGAAGACCUGAUCUCAGGAAUUAUGACUUAUUUUGAAUCAAGUCUGGGGAGGAUUGAAAUCUUAGGUCCGAGUCAAAGAAUUGAAAGAGUGUAUUUCGAAAUUAAAACGGAACAUAUUGAUCAAUGGCAGAAACCACAAAUACAAGAUUCGAAACGGACAUUCUUACGUGACGUAGUGACUAAUGGCAAUGCGGAUAAAGAGAAACUUGAAAACUUCGUUGGCUUUUGCGAAGAUACUAUUUUUGAGAUGCAAUACGGUGCUAGAAUUAGUGGAACCGCUAAAGCUGAACAGAUUCAACGUGCAUUGGAAAAGCGAGAAAGGGAUUUUGAUGUUCCAUCACCAAAACCUUUUCUAUCGUCAAUACGGAAAAAACUAAGUUGGAAAACCAUAAAAAAUUCCGUUUCUCCUCUAGCCUUUUUAAAAUUAAUGCUUUUUUGCGUGAUCUUACCUAUAAGCUUUUCAGCUCGAUUUCUUAUGCUUUUAUGGAUUUGGAUCAAUCACACAUUAAAUUUUAGUAAUUUAGCUAAGAAAGAUACUAAAGCUAGCCGUGUGGAAUUUAUAUUCCCUCAUCUACAAAAAUUUAAAAGCCUUUUUAGCUUUACUGAUGUUCGAAAAAGAAGCAAAGCGAUCAGUUUUCUUUUAACUCAUUUAGCCAAUUUUACUAUCAAAUCGUUCAGUAAUAUAAUGGGUAGUAGUAGUGAAAAUGUAAUGAUUGAAUUUGAUUGGGAUAACGAGGAAGAUGGUGAAGGCAAACAUUCUUAUAAACCGAAAAUAGCAGCAGCGAAACAAACGAUUUUGUCUUUAUUUGCAAGAAGCUACUACGCAUCGAGAAUAAUUGCUCUAUUAAUAGCUUUUGGAAUUAAUAUUAUCUUGCUAUUUUGUAAAGUCACACCUGUUACUGAAAAGAAUGAAACUUUGUCAUCUUUGGGCAACAGUAUUAUUUUGGAUAGUAGCAAUAACUACCUAGAUUUGGCAUUAAUCAUACUACCAAUUUUGCAUCUUCUUGCAUCCAUUGCAACACUAAUUGCUUAUUGGAAUUUAAAGGUUCCAUUGGCCAUAUUUAAAAGAGAAAAAGAAAUUGCUCGAAAGUUAGAAUUUGAUGGUUACUGGGUAACAAAGUCUCGUAGUCAGGAUUAUCGCGAUUGGUGGGAUGGUAUAGUCAUUAAUUGCGGAUCAUUUCCGUCAAUGUAUUGGGAUAAGUUUAUAAAACGCAAAGUACGAGAUAAAUAUAGUGAACACGAUAAUGAUUACCAUCGUAUAACACAAAUAUUGAAUAUUGAAGACGACGAGAACGCUUCUGAAAAGGGGCGGAUACAGAAGAUGGCUGAAUUAUUGGAUUUAAAAUACUGGAUAUGGAGGAUUGGAGUAAUAUGUACUGACAGGAAUUUUAUCUAUCUACUCUUUUACUUGCUGUUUUCCUUACUUGGAAAUUGUUUGAAUAAUUUCUUCUUCGCCGUGCACUUGAUCGACUUUGGCUUCGGUAAUAAAACUCUGAGUACCGUAUUGCAAUCUGUUACUCAUCACGGCCGGCAGCUAAUAAUGACGCUGUUAAUGAUGGCUGUGGUGAUUUAUAUUUACGCUGUGGUAGCAUUUAACUUCUUCCGCCAGUACUACAGUAGAGAAAUUAGAGGCAGACCAGAGUACAAAUGUGAUCACAUGUUUACGUGUUUUAUGUUUCAUCUCAAUUCUGGUCUACGAUCUGGCGGUGGAAUUGGUGAUACGAUCGAUCCUGCUGAUGGUGACUUAUACGAAUAUGAAAGAAUCGCUUUUGAUUUUACCUUCUUCUUCUUUGUAAUCGUUAUUCUAUUAGCUAUUGUGCAAGGUUUAAUUAUUGAUGCUUUUGGCGAACUUCGUGAUAAACAAGAAUCUGUCAAAGAAGACCUAGAGAAUAAAUGUUUCAUUUGUGGAAUCGGAAAAGAACACUUUGACAAAGUACCACAUGGGUUUGAUAUUCAUGUAGAGAAAGAGCACAAUCUCGCUAACUAUAUGUUUUUUUUGUUACACUUGAUUGAAAAACCCGAAACGGAAUAUACUGGGCAGGAAUCUUAUGUAUGGGGUUUAUAUCAACAGAGAAGAUGGGAAUUUUUCCCCGUUGGUGACUGUUUUAGAGAUCAGUACCAACGAGAACAGCAACUUCUUGUAAAUAAUACGUAA